Molecule: messenger RNA, 2796 nt
Organism: Trichoplax adhaerens
Lineage: Eukaryota; Metazoa; Placozoa; Uniplacotomia; Trichoplacea; Trichoplacidae
Exons: 24
Coding region: 1-2796 (931 amino acids)
Biological process (GO): rRNA catabolic process
Cellular component (GO): nuclear exosome (RNase complex); cytoplasmic exosome (RNase complex)
Molecular function (GO): 3'-5'-RNA exonuclease activity; endonuclease activity; RNA binding
Source: RefSeq, a predicted model, not a curated record
AUGCUAAAGAGUCGCACUUUUGUUAAAAAAACUCGUAAAGGAGGUGUAGUCAAGGUUGUUCAAGAGCAUUACCUACGAGAUGAUGUCUGGUGUGGGGUGAUUGGAUGCUCAUCGUGUAAUACUACUCAAGCCGUGCUCGAUCCUCAAUGCCUUAAUGUUCAAUCCAAUUUAUGCCCAAAGAGUCAUUUUAUAAUUCCAGACACCAAUGUAGUCUGCAAGCAGAUUGAUAUCCUGGAAGAAAAUUGCAUUAAACAUGCUAUUUUCUUACAAACUGUCUUGCAGGAGGUAAAACAUUUAAGUGCAAGUACCUAUAGAAGGAUUCGCGAUGCAAUAGCAAAUCCGGAAAAGAAAUUCUACGUCUUCUCGAAUGAACAUCAUAAGAAAACAUACAUUGAGAGAGGAAAAGAUGAAUCACCCAAUGAUAGAAAUGAUAGAGCUAUCCGAGUUGCAGCAAAAUGGUAUCAAAAACAUAUGCAAGAUAACUGCUUUCAAACUGACAUAGUUUUACUCACAAAUGACGUUGAAAAUAAAGAAAAAGCUGUUCAAGAUAAUUUAACUACAUAUACAAUGUACGAAUACGUUAUGGCUUUAACGGACAGUCCUGAACUUAUGGAUAAAUUAUCAGGAGACUUUGAGGAUGAUGAGAAAAAUCAAAUUGUUUUCGCUGAAUAUUUACCGCUUUCGAAGAUACAAAGUGCUAUUAAAGCUGGACGACUGAUACAGGGAACUUUUCAAAGCAGCCGGGAUAACUAUAAGGAAGGUUUCGUGAGAGUACAUGGAGAAGAACAAGAUAUUUUUAUUAAAGAUUUAGAUAGUAUAAAUCGUGCAAUUCAAGACGACGUUGUAGCCGUUGAAAUGUUACCGAAGCAAGAGUGGACGAAACCAUCUGGACUAGUCUGUCGAGAUGUAGAAAAUAAUGAAAAUGAUAAUGCUGAAACCGCAGGCUUAGAGAAUACUGCUCGUGAAGAAAAGCUCGAAAAUUAUAUAGCUGACGCUUUGCCAUCUGGCAAAGUUGUAGGAAUUAUUAAGCGAAAUUGGAGACCAUACUGUGGCAUCUUGUUACCAAAUCCAAAUCCAAACGCUAGACGGUUUUUGUUUAGAGCUGCUGACCGCAGAAUUCCACGGAUUAGAAUAUUAACGAGGCAAUCGAGUAAUUUACUUGGUCAAAGAAUUAUAGUCAGUGUUGACGCUUGGCAACGAAAGAGGAGAUAUCCCGAGGGACACUUUGUUCGUAGGCUAGGCCCUAUUGGAGAUAAAGAAACCGAAAGUGAAGUACUACUAAUAGAACAUAACGUUCCCUAUCAACAGUUUUCACAAGCUGUACUUAACGAUCUACCAACGUUACCUUGGGAAAUUACUGAUGAUGAUGCCAAGCAAAGAGAAGAUUUAAGACAUUUAACCAUAUGUAGUAUUGAUCCUCCAGGAUGUACAGAUAUUGAUGACGCACUACAUUUGACAGCUCUAGAAAAUGGAAAUUAUGAGGUUGGUGUACAUAUUGCAGACGUUUCCCAUUUUAUUAGGCCUGGCACCGCUAUAGAUAUAGAAGCUGCAAAUAGAGGAACGACGGUCUAUUUAGCCGAAAAGCGAAUUGAUAUGGUCCCUGAACUUUUAAGUUCCAAUUUGUGUUCUUUGCGAUCGAACGUAGAUAGGUUUGCAUUUUCUUGCAUUUGGGAGUUAAGUCCAGAUGCAGAUGUGAUAGCAGCCAGAUUUACGAAAAGCAUAAUCAAAUCUCAGGCUGCGUUUACUUAUGCUGAAGCACAACUGAUUAUUGAUGAUAAACAAAGAAAUGAUGAUAUUGCAAUCAGCCUUCGAUCACUGAAUGUACUCGCUCAAGCGUUAAAUAAAAAAAGAUUAGAUCAAGGGGCUCUGUCUUUGGCUUCACCUGAAAUUCGGUUUCAGGUCGAUAGUGAAACUCAUGAUCCCCUAGAAUUAGUCAAGAAAGAAUUACGAGAAACCAACUCUCUCGUCGAAGAAUUUAUGUUACUAGCAAAUAUAACGGUUGCAGAAAGGAUUUAUGAAAUUUUUCCUCAGUGUGCAUUACUUAGAAGACAUCCAUCUCCUCCUCUUUCGAACUUCGAUAUUUUAUUAAAGAGUGCAGCUGUUAAGAAUAUCCAAUUGCAAGUUGAUUCCGCCAAAAUGCUGUCAACAUCUUUAGCGCAAGCUGACCUGCAAGAUAAUCCAUAUUUCAAUACGCUGUUAAGAAUUUUGGUAACUAGGUGUAUGAUGCAAGCAGUUUAUUUCUGCUCUGGAACUUUAGCCUAUCAAGAUUAUUGUCAUUAUGGUUUGGCUACACCAAUAUAUACUCAUUUUACGUCGCCAAUCAGAAGGUAUUCGGAUAUUAUUGUGCAUCGGUUAUUAGCUAUUUCAAUAGGAGCGGAUAAAACGUAUCCUGAUCUUAUGAAGAAAGAUAAAGUGCAGGAACUUUGCAACCAUUUAAAUUUCCGUCAUAAAAUGGCGCAAUAUGCUCAACGAUCAUCAGUAUCACUUUAUGCCCAGCUAUUUUUCCGAAAUCGCGUCACGAAAGAAGAAGGAUAUAUAUUAUUCGUACGUAAAAAUGCUAUUCAAGUGUUAAUUCCAAAGUAUGGAAUCGAAAAUACGAUCUUUCUUAGAUCAGCUGAUGGAUCAGAAUUGCCUUUUAUACAUGAUGAGCAAAAUUUGAGCCUAACGUACCAGGACAUCACUUUACAAGUCUUCGAUCGAGUACUAGUGGAAAUUGCUGUCGAGCAUAAUGAAAUUCAAGGAUCGAAAAUUCGAUUACAGUUACUAGAGCCUCAAGUAUGUUCUUUUUCAGUUUGA